AUGGAAAUAACGGGGCAUACCAUGGUCUGGGGCCAAACCGGAGUUGAAACGCGGCUGAGCUUAAUUGUUCAUGUCCUCAAAGUUCAAGUUGAGGGCUUGAACUACCUUGGCUGGAGCAGAACAAUUGGGAAACCUAAUCUCAAUUUCAAAAUGCAAAGAGUUCCCAUUAGUACCUGCUUUCUUGCGAGGCUCAGGAGCAAGGUUGGUGUAUCUGCGAGGCAAGAACACGCCUGUUACUGGGAGGAUUAUCGGAUCAAUGGCGGAGAUUUCGUCCUGAAGCGGUCGCACUCGUUCGGAUUUGAGCGGAGCUCGGCGUCAGCGGAGAGAAUGAUGGUGACGGAGCCAGCGACAACGUCAUCGUGGCAAUACCAUAGAGGAAGCUUCUGGAGCAAGCGGUUGUCGCCCUUCGGGUCGUUGAUGAAGGCUCGGGUCUUCUCCUUUAAGUCAACGUACAGAGGCGGCGUGAAUAUGAAAUCGUCUUUCUUCCACCGGAAAUUCUUCUUCCCACUGACGGAGCCGAGCGUGAGAUUCUCCGAUGGCAGCGUAAGAGGAUCGUCUUAG
This is a messenger RNA of Prunus armeniaca (apricot), 561 nucleotides long. Lineage: Eukaryota; Viridiplantae; Streptophyta; Magnoliopsida; Rosales; Rosaceae. The record is from the annotation of a GenBank genome assembly.